Molecule: messenger RNA, 153 nt
Organism: Amoebophrya sp. A120
Lineage: Eukaryota; Dinophyceae; Syndiniales; Amoebophryaceae
Source: the annotation of a GenBank genome assembly
UAUGGACGGCGAGGGAAUAGGCCUUGAACUACGAAGAUUGUCCGAAAACUUGUCAAAUUUCCUUCACUGGACCAGGAGCACAGCCUGGCCGGGCGCGAAAGACACGGCCUCAGCUACGCUAGAUUUCGCAUCCAGGAACACACUGGCGUUACC